GCCAUGCCCGUCGCCCCCGCCGCCCCGCUGCUUCAGCUGCUGCUCCUGCUGGGGCCGUGGCUCCAGGCUGCGGGCGUCGUGGAGCCGCCGCUGCCCGCCGUGGUCCUUACCAUCCUGGCCCGCAAUGCCGAGCACUCACUGCCCCACUACCUGGGCGCGCUGGAGCGGCUGGACUACCCCCGGGCCAGGCUGGCCCUCUGGUGUGCCACGGACCACAACACGGACAACACCACGCAGAUGCUGCAGGAGUGGCUGGCCGCUGUGGGUGACCACUACGCGGCUGUGGUCUGGAGGCCCGAGGGGGAGCCCAGGUCCUACCCAGACGAAGAGGGGCCCAAGCACUGGACCAGAGAAAGGCACCAGUUUCUGAUGGAGUUGAAACAGGAAGCCCUGACCUUUGCCAGGGACUGGGGGGCUGACUACAUCCUGUUUGCAGAUACAGACAACAUUCUGACCAACAACCAGACGCUGAGGCUUCUGAUAGAGCAGGGGCUGCCCGUGGUGGCCCCGAUGCUGGACUCCCAGACCUACUACUCCAAUUUCUGGUGUGGGAUCACGCCCCAGGGCUACUACCGCCGCACAGCCGACUACUUCCCCACCAAGAACCGCCGGCGCCAGGGCUGCUUCCAGGUCCCCAUGGUCCAUUCCACCUUCCUGGUGUCCUUGCGGGCUAACGGGACAGCCCAGCUCGCCUUCUACCCCCCUCAUCCCAACUACACCUGGCCUUUCGACGAUAUCAUCGUCUUCGCCUAUGCCUGCCAGGCCGCUGGGGUUACAGUCCAUGUGUGUAAUGCACACCGUUACGGGUACAUGAAUGUGCCCGUGAAAUCCCACCAGGGCCUGGAGGAUGAGAGGGUCAACUUCAUCCACCUGAUCUUGGAAGCCCUAGUGGACGGGCCCCCCAUGUGGGCCUCAGCGCAUGUGUCCCGGCCCCCCAAACGACCCAGCAAGAUGGGGUUUGAUGAGGUGUUUGUCAUCAGCCUGGCCCGCCGGCCCGACCGCCGUGAGCGCAUGCUAAGCUCGCUCUGGGAGAUGGAGAUUUCUGGGCGGGUGGUGGAUGCUGUGGACGGCCGGACUUCUAAGGGCUCGGUGAGGACUUUGCCAGGGCCUGACACAAAAGAAGUAUUCCAAAGGACACUCAACACCAGUAUCAUGAGGAGCCUCGGCGUGGACCUGCUCCCUGGCUACCAGGACCCCUACUCGGGCCGCACACUGACCAAGGGCGAGGUGGGCUGUUUUCUCAGCCACUACUCCAUCUGGGAGGAGGUGGUUGCCAGGGGCCUGGCCCAGGUCCUGGUGUUUGAGGACGACGUGCGCUUUGAGAGCAACUUCAGGGGGCGACUGGAGCGGCUGAUGGAGGAGGUGGAGGCAGAGAAGUUGCCAUGGGACCUAAUCUACCUGGGCCGGAAGCAGGUGAACCCCGAGGAGGAGGCCGCCGUGGAUGGGCUGCCACAUCUGGUGGUGGCCGGAUACUCCUACUGGACCCUGGCCUAUGUCUUGAGUCUGGCAGGUGCUCGCAAGCUGCUGGCCUCCCAACCCCUGCGCCGAAUGCUGCCUGUGGACGAGUUCCUGCCCAUCAUGUUUGACCGGCACCCCAAUGAGCACUACAAGGCGCACUUCUGGCCGAGGGACCUGCAUGCCUUCUCCGCCCGGCCCUUGCUCGCUGCCCCCACCCACUAUGCAGGGGACGCUGAGUGGCUCAGCGACACGGAGACAUCCUCGCCCUGGGACGAUGACAGCGGCCGCAUCAUCAGCUGGAGUGGCUCUCACAAGACCCUGCGUGGCCCCCGCCUGGACCUGGCUGGCAGCAGUGGGCACAGCCUCCACCCCCGGGAUGAGCUCUAGGGCCAGGCGGUGACUCCAGAGGAAUGGCCAGGAGCAGGCUGUGGCUGGCCAGGGAGGAGGUUGGAAAUAGCUGCAGGAACCACCACCAAGAGCCACAGACCCCACAGAGACCCGACUGUCACCUUAGCCAUGGCCACUCUGCCCUCUGGCCCCGUCUUGCAUCAGGAGAGACCACUCUGAGAUGGGUCCCCUUCCCUGAAGGUCGUGUAGAGAAAAGGCAGGGCUCACAGGCCCUCUCACCCUGCCCGGCCUGACUCAGGGCCUGGGGUGGAGGGAGGGAGGGGGGCACCCCAGCCUUUGGUUUCAAGCUGGACGGACACCAGGAGCCCUGCCCUCUCCGCGGACCCAACUGCUGGGGCCCCUCCACCACCUUCUACCUCCACCUCAGCCCCCUCCCCACUCGACACCUGGGUCUCAGCUGCCUGGGCCCAUCCUCUCCCCCUGGCCACUGGGAAGUGCAGGGAGGUGGGAGGAGGGCCCUGGCAGACCUGGUGCCCAGCACAUAGUAAGCCCUCAGUAAAAGCCAGCUGGUAUUUGCACUUUA
Callorhinus ursinus (northern fur seal) is the source of this 2389-nucleotide messenger RNA. It is a transcript of the gene CERCAM, whose product is annotated as cerebral endothelial cell adhesion molecule. The record is from RefSeq and is a predicted model, not a curated record. Lineage: Eukaryota; Metazoa; Chordata; Mammalia; Carnivora; Otariidae.